GAUGGAAAAUGUUUAAUUUGUAGUCCUGUAUUUUUUUCGUUGGUAUGAUUUUUAUCAAAAUGUUUCAAAUUAUAUAUAUGCAUUAGUAAUAUAAGUGAGGUAAAUGUUGUAUUUUGAACAAGUUUUUUUUUUGUACAAAAUGAACAAAUUGGUAGGAAAAUUGUGUGUUUGUUAAAAUUAACGAGGAACUAAUCCCUACAAAGAAAUAACCAUAACGUUCUGAAACAAGCAACAGUUUAUCGAAGGUCAGCAGUACCUUUCACUGCUGUUAUUCGAAAGCCGUGAUUGCAUGCUUUCAUUCUUCUACCGGUCUAUCAGCUGAUCGAGAGACUAGUGAGUGACGAAAGGUUGUGCGCAGCUGAGGAAGGAGGAUUCAGCGAAUAUAGGACGAGCAUGCAUCAUCGUAUCGCAUAAUAUCGAAAUCUGGUUACGUGGUUGUCGUUUAUUUUUACUAAUUUUUGUCGUCUGAUAAAAAUGAAGUUUUUGGCUUCUGCUUGGGUCUUUACUUCGAUUAUUAUUUGUUUAGUGAAUACAAGUCAUCAGACUUUUGUAAGCCGACCCAAUGUUUUAAUGAUUAUGCUAGAUGACUUUCGACCGGCGAUCAGAGCUUUGGGUGAUACUAAAGCAAUCACACCAAACAUUGAUAGGUUGGUGGCACUUGGUCAAUCCUUUACUGAUGCAUUCGCUCAGCAAGCAAUAUGCGCUCCAAGCAGGAAUUCGAUGCUUACUGGACGUAGACCGGAUACAACCAGAUUGUACGAUUUCUACAGCUACUGGAGAGAAUUUGCCGGUAAUUUUACCACGAUUCCACAGUAUUUUAAGGAACAUGGAUAUCGUACUCAUUCCAUAGGGAAGAUAUUUCACCCUGGUGUUUCAUCAAAUUAUACCGACGAUUAUCCAUUGAGUUGGACUGAUGAGCCCUAUCACCCUUCUACAUCAGAGUUUAUGAACAAAGCUACUUGCAUUGACAGUCUGACCGGAAGUUUAAAGAAAAAUUUGCUCUGUCCUGUGGUUGUAGAGCUUCAGCCACAGAGAACGCUUCCGGAUAUUCAAAGCACGCAGGCGGCCAAGGCGUUUUUAAAAUCUAGGCAAAAUGCGAGUGAACCUUUUUUCCUGGGCGUGGGAUAUCUUAAACCACAUAUUCCGUUUAAAAUACCAGAGGAAUAUCUGAAGCUUCACGACGAGAAGAAAUUCAAAACGCUCGAUCUGGAUUAUCCACCGUACGGUUUGCCGACUGUCGCUUGGAAUUCAUACUUGGAUGUACGUAGCCGAGAUGACAUGCAAGUUUUAAACAUAAGUUUUCCCUUUGGUCCGAUUCCUGGUGAUAUCAAAUUGAAAAUUCGUCAACAUUACUACGCUGCCGUUAGCUACGUGGACGAUCUCAUCGGAGAGCUGUUUGAAGAUGUUAAUUUCAACGAUACAAUCAUCGUGCUAACGUCCGAUCACGGGUGGUCCCUUGGAGAACAUGCUGAAUGGUCCAAAUUCAGUAACUAUGAAGUGGCUUUGAAGGUUCCUCUGAUCGUUUACAGUCCUUUUUUAACCGAAAAAGCCAAUAGCAAAAUUGCUAGGGUCGUUGAACUAGUCGAUAUAUUUCCGACUCUGGUUGACUUGGUAGGCUUACCAGCUAUACCUCACUGUGGCGAAGAUCUGAUGCAGGAAACUUGUGUAGAGGGUAAAUCUUUGGUUCCCUUCAUUGGUCACUCAACUACAAACACAUUUGCCGAGAUUGAAGCGGCAUAUAGCCAGUAUCCUCGCCCUGGUAGUUAUCCGAGUGUGUAUCCCAACAGCGACAAACCGAAGCUUUUCCAAAUUGAAAUCAUGGGAUACAGUAUACGGACUCCAAGAUUCCGCUACACGGCCUGGAUAGGUUUCGAUCCAGCCAAGUUUUCUAGAAAUUGGUCGGAAAUAUUUGGAGAGGAAUUGUAUGAUCACAGUAUCGACCCGAAGGAAAACUUGAAUCUAGCUGAUCGACCGCAACUGAAACCUAUCAAAACGUGGCUAAAGCAACAGUUACAGGAUAAAUUUACGUAAGAUUAAAAAAGGAACAGUGUCUCACUAAAAAUUAAAACGCUUUAAUCUUAAUGACUAUUGAAAAAUUUAAUCAGUUAAUUCUUGAACGUUCAAACGUUAUCGAAA
Molecule: messenger RNA, 2136 nt
Organism: Uranotaenia lowii
Lineage: Eukaryota; Metazoa; Arthropoda; Insecta; Diptera; Culicidae
Gene: Ids
Product: iduronate 2-sulfatase
Exons: 3
Coding region: 475-2031 (518 amino acids)
Molecular function (GO): iduronate-2-sulfatase activity
Source: RefSeq, a predicted model, not a curated record